Molecule: messenger RNA, 1263 nt
Organism: Aspergillus udagawae
Lineage: Eukaryota; Fungi; Ascomycota; Eurotiomycetes; Eurotiales; Aspergillaceae
Exons: 4
Coding region: 1-1263 (420 amino acids)
Molecular function (GO): GTP binding
Source: RefSeq, a predicted model, not a curated record
AUGGAAUCCAGUUCGAAGUCUGCAUCCAGUCGAACUCAAGAGUGCCUCGCAGAGCUAGAGGCUCGGUUCAAGAACACCGGGUCACCUGCAAAAGCGAUUCUUCUCGUUGGGAGGCUCGGGACGGGCAAGUCCUCCCUUUUGGAAGACGUUACCGGAUUAAGUGGCUAUUCUCAGCAGAGCGCCGACUCUGUCACGCAGAAUGUCGAAAUUGCCAAGGCGGUCAUCACAAACAAGGAGUACUUCAUCAUGGAUACUCCUGGAUUCAAUCCAGGGAACGAGGAAGAGACCUACCGCGAGAUCAUCCGUGGUAUCCAGGCCAUCCGCCCUUUUGCCCGCAUUGUUGGCCUGCUGUACCUCACGUGCGUUAACCAGCCCCGUUUCGACGGCUUCGACCGCAAACUGGCCCAGUUCAUCCGCGCCUUGUGCGGCGAUGAGUACAUUCACGCUGUGACUUUCACAACGACGUUCUGGACCGUCGCAGGAGAGGAACAGCUCGCAGAUUUUAAUCGUCAUUUCGAGUUCCUUCAGAGCAAGUGGAAGGAGGUGUUUGGUGCCCAGGGUCUGAACCUAUAUCAGCAUGGACAAGAGUACAAUGCCUCUGGACUGCCUACAGGCUCCGUCAUCAACUGGUUUCCCCGCCGCAACCGCGACCAGAUCGCACGACAUGCCAAAGAGAUGAUUGCUCGUAACUAUGAUGGCCCAACCACCGCCAGUCCAAGAAUUGUGGAAGAACUAGAUGCUAAUACGCCCAUCAACAUGACGGAGGCUGGAAGAAUACUUGAUCUGCACCCACCUCCCGCCGAGGAAUCGUCAUCUGCAUCAAACGGGCAACCGGGAAGAGAAUCAUCAGAGCAAUACAAUUCAGCUUCUAGUGGUGAUUCUGAUCCUCGAUCCAGUCGUGACAGGAGCCGACCGUCUGCAGAGGGAGUUAACGAUACACAACAGGAACGAGAAAGACCCCAACCCCCGGCGCCAACUUGGGGCCAAACACUUUUGGACGUGAUCGGCCGGCUCGCACGUAACGUUGAAAUCAAUGUCGAUCUCGGCGGCGGUCCAAUGCGAGGACAGAACUUCGCCAUGGGUAGUGCUCAUAGCGGCACACUAGAUCCGCUUUCUUCUGUCGACGUGAUGAGGUCUUUCGGUCUGGAUUAUAGCAGAGAAGGCAGAUUAAGAUAUGCUGCCCGCCAUGGUAUUGGGGGAGAACCUUUCUCUGCGGCCUGGGGGGACGCAAUUCGCAGAGAUGUUCGCCGCCGUUAUGGAUAA